GAGCUUUACCCACUGUCUCCUGCCUAUUCUCGAGUUCUUCUGCUACUUGAGCUGUUUGUCCUAGGCUUGGCUUUCCUGUGACCUCCCUGCCCCAGGUAGGAACUGAAGACCAGUACUGCAGACAAGGAUCUCCCCACCUUUUGGGCUGUCUUACCCUGAUUUGGCUCCUGUUCCACAUUCUGCCUGCCUGGGGAAUUAUGAGCAAAGACAGCAACGGGAGACAAUCGACAUCUAGAAGCCACAAGGUUUUGUAAAGCUCAAGUCUAUACACCACGGAAGACACAACCAUGGCUUUAUCUCUGGAAGAAUUUGUCCACUCCCUUGACCUAAGGACCCUCCCCAGGGUCCUAGAAAUCCAAUCAGGCAUCUACUUUGAAGGGUCUGUUUAUGAGAUGUUUGGCAAUGAAUGCUGUUUGUCAACAGGAGAAGUGAUUAAAAUCACAGGUCUCAAAAUUAAGAAGAUCAUGGCUGAAAUUUGUGAGGGUGAUAUUAGAGGUUCUGAGUCUCUGAAGCCUUUUGAGCUGCCCAUGAAUUUUCCAGGUCUCUUUAAGGUCAUGGCUGAUAAAACUCCAUACCUGUCAAUGGAAGAAAUCACAAGAACCAUUAAUAUUGGACCCAGUAGACUAGGUCAUCCUUGCUUUUAUCACCUGAAGGAUAUAAAACUAGAGAAUCUCACUAUUAAGCAGGGUGAGCCAAUCCGGUUCAACUCAGUUGAAGAGGUUAAUGGAGAAACGCUGGUGAAUUGUGGUGUGAUAAGGAAUCAUCAGAGCCACUCUUUUACGUUGCCAUUGUCACAAGAAGGAGAAUUUUAUGAGUGUGAGGAUGAACAUAUCUAUACCCUAAAAGAAAUUGUUGAAUGGAAGAUUCCCAAGAACAGAACACGGACAGUAAAACUUACAGAUUUCUCACAUAAGUGGGACUCAACCAAUCCAUUCCCAGAAGAUUUUUAUGGUACAUUGAUUCUCAAGCCUGUUUAUGAAAUCCAAGGUGUGCUGAAAUUUCAAAAGGACAUAGUUCGGAUUCUCCCCAGUUUAGACGUUGAAGUCAAAGAUAUUACUGACUCUUAUGACGCUGACUGGUUUCUUCAGUUGCUGUCUACAGACGAUCUUUUUGAAAUGACCAGCAAAGAGUUUCCUGUAGUAGCUGAAGUCAUUGAAGUGUCUCAAGGGAACCAACUGCCCCGAAGUAUUUUACAGCCAGAGAAAACCAUUGUCAUCCACAAAAAGUACCAGGCUUCGAGGAUCUUAGCUUCAGAAAUUCGCAGCAAUUUCCCUAAAAGACACUUCUUGAUCCCUAUUAGCUAUAAAGGCAAGUUUAAAAGAAGACCCCGGGAGUUCCCAACGGCCUAUGACCUGCAGAUAGUGAAGAGCAAGAAAGAAACUCUCCACGUGGUGGCCACCAAAGCUUUCCAUACACUUCACAAGGAGCUGUCCUCUGUGUCUGUUGGAGACCAGUUUCUAGUGCAUCAUUCAGAGACCACAGAAGUUAUCUUUGAGGGAACAAGAAAAGUAAAUAUUCUGACCUGUGAAAAAAUCCUCGAUAAAACCCAUGAAGUAGCACGGCUUCCUCUGUAUAUGGAAGGAGGCUUUGUAGAGGUGAUUCAUGAUAAGAAACAGUACCAGAUUUCUGAGCUCUGUACACAGUUUUGCUGGCCCUUCAAUGUGAAGGUGGCUGUGAGAGAUCUCUCCAUUAAAGAUGACAUUUUGGCAGCUACCCCAGGACUGCAGUUGGAGGAGGACAUCACAGAUUCUUACCUACUUAUCAGUGACUUUGCAAAUCCUGGGGAGUGUUGGGAAAUUCCCAUGAGUCGCUUGAAUAUGACUGUUCGAUUGGUUAAUAGUAGUAAUCUGCCUGUGGAGGCAGGGCUGCUUCAAGUUAGGAGUCUUGUAGAAGAGAUUACCGAAGAACAGUAUUACAUGAUGAGGAGGUAUGAGAGUUCUCUAUCACAUCCCCCGCCUCGACCUCCCAAACAUCCUUCAGCUGAGGAAAAGAAGCUAACCUUGCUCAGCUUAGCAGAAGAGAGAACAAUAGAUCUGCCCAAGUCUCCCAAGAGUCACCACGUAGACAGAUCCAAGAAGCUCCACCCAGAUCAAGGUGGUCAGGCUUCAAGAGUACCAGUUGGUUUUCAGAAUGAUUUGGCUGAUAUGGAGAGACAGAAGAACAAGGAUGGGCCACUGCAGUAGCAAGUACCAAUGUAACUACAUAACUCUUCAAAACUGAAAAAACAUCAAAAAUAACAAGAUGUGAUGGAAGUCACUUGGGCAGUGAACGUAAAUGUUGCAGUGGAGAAGGAAGUCUUUUCUUCUAGCUCAAAAACAAUUCCCCACUGGACUCCGGAAGAAUCUGGACCGGCUACAGAAAGGACAAAAACAAGCUUAAAUGUUUUAGCACAUAAAGCCCAGAGAGGGACACAUGAUAUGGAAUUUAAAUUGUCUAUUUUGUUUCCUAAAACCCACAGGUAUCAUUUCCUUCUUGUUUAAGACAUAUUUAUUUAUUAUGCAUUUCAAAAAAAUUUUUAUUGGAUAUAUUCUUCAUUUUCAUUUCAAAUGUUAUACCUUUUCCCCGUUUUGCCCUCCCAGAAAACCCCUAACCCAUUCUCCUUCCCCUUCCUCCAAGAAGAUGCCCUUCUGCCCAGCCCACUUUUCCCCCACUCCAUUUCCCCACACUGGGGCAUGGGGAAAUGCCCCCCCAUUGAGCCUUCAUAGGACCCAGGACCUCUCCUCCCACUGAUGCCCAACAAGACAUUCCUCCUCCACAAUUGCGGUUGGAACCAUGUGUACCCCUUGGUUGAUGGAUUAGUCCCUGGGAGCCCAGGGUGGUCUGGUUGGCCGACACCAUUGUUCUUCCUAAGGGGCUGCAAACCCCUUCAGCUCCUCCAGUCCUCCUUUCAACUCCUCCAUUGGGGACCCUGCACUCAGUUCAAUGGUUGGCUGCUAGCAUCUGCCUGUGUAUCUGUAAGGCUCUGGCAGGGCCCCUUAGGAGGCAGCCAUAUCAGCCUCCUUUCUGCAAGCACUUCUUGUCAUCCAUAUUAGUGUUGGUGUUUGGUCACUGUUUAUAGGAUGAAUCCCCAGGUAGGACAGUCUCGGGGUGGCCUUUACUUCAGUCUCUGCCCCAUACUUUGUCUCCAUACUUGCUCCUGUGAGUAUUUUGUUCCCUUUCUCAGAAAAACCGAAUCACUCACACUUUGGUCUUCCUUCUUCCUGUGGUCUGUGAGUUGUGUCUUGUUUAUUUUGAGCUUUUGGGCUAAUAUCCACUUAUCAGUGAGUACAUACUCUGUGUGUUCUUUUGUGAUUGGGUUACCUCACUCAGGAUGAUAGUUUCUGGUUCCAUCCAUUUGCCUAAGAAUUUCAUGAAUUCAUUGUUUUUAAUAGCUGAGUAGUACUCCAUUGUGUAAAUAUACCACAUUUUAUGUGUCCAUUCCUGUUGAAGAACAUCUGGGUUCUUUCCAGCUUCUGGCUAUUAUAAAUAAGGCUGCUAUGAACAUAGUAGAACAUGUGUCCUUAUUACAUAUUGAAGCAUCUUCUGGGUAUAUGCACAAGAAUGGUAUAGCUGGGUCCUCAGUUACUAUGUCUAAUUCUCUGAGGAACUGCUAAACUGAUUUCUAGAGUGGUUUUACUAGCUUGCAGUCCCACCAGCAAUGGAGAAGUGUUUCUUUCCUCCAAAUCCUCGCCAGCAUCUGCUGUCCCCUGAGUUUUCAUCUUAGCCAUUCUGACUGGUAUGAGGUGGAAUCUCAGGGUUGUUUUGGUUUGCAUUUCCCUGAUAACUAAGGAUGUUGAAAAUUUCUUUAGGUGCUUCACAGCCAUUUGAGUUUCCUCAGUUGAGAAUUCUCUGUUUAGGUUUGUACCCCAUUUUUUAAUAAGGUUAUUUGACUCUCUGGAGUCUUUAACUUCUUGAGCUCUUUGUAUACAUUGGAUAUUAGCCCUCUAUCAGAUGUAGGAUUGGUAAGUUGGUUGCCAUUUUGUCCUAUUGACAGUGUCCUUUGUCUUACAGAAGCUUUGCAGUUUUAUGAGGUCUCAUUUGUUGAUUCUUGUUCUUAGAGCAUAAGCCAUUGAUUGGUAUUCUGUUCAGGAAAUUUUCCCUUGUGCCCAUGUGUUCAAGAUUCUUCUCCCACUUUCUCCUCUAUAAGCUUCAGUGUAUCUGGUUUUAUGUGGAGGUCCUUGAUUCACUUGGACUUGAGCUUUGUACAAGGAGAUAAGACUGGGUCAAUUUGCAUUUUUCUACAUGCUGACCUCCAGUUGAUCCAACACCAUUUGUUGAAAAUGCUGUCUUUUUUCCACUGGAUGUUUUUAGCUCCUUUGUCAAAUAUCAAGUGACCAUAAAUGUGUGGGUUCAUUUCUAGGUCUUCAAUUCUAUUCCAUUGAUCUUCCUACCUGCCUCUGUACCAAUACCAAUAUAGUUUUUACUAUUAUGGCUCUGUAGUAGAGUUUGAAGUCAGGCAUAGUGAUUUCCCCAGAAAUUAUUUUGUUGUAGAGAAUAGUUUUUGCUAUCCUGGCUUUUUUUGUUAUUCCAGAUGAAUAUGCAGAUUGCUCUUUCUAGCUCUUUGAAGAAUUGAGUUGGAAUUUUGAUGGGGAUUGCAUCGAAUUUGUAGAUUGCUUUCAGCAAGAUGGCCAUUUUUUACUAUAUUAAUCCUGCCAAUCCAUGAGCAUAGAUCUUGCCAUCUUCUGAGAUCUUUGAUUUCUUUCUUCAGAGGCUUGAAGUUCUUAUCAUACAGAUCUUUCACUUGCUUGGUUAGUCAUCCCAAGGUAUAUAAUAUUAUUUGUGACUAUUGUGAAGGGUUUCAUUGCCCUAGUUUUCUCAUCCUGUUUAUCCUUUGAGUAGAGGAAGACUACUGAUUUGUUUGUGUUAAUUUUAUAUUCAGCCACUUUGCUGAAGUCGUUUAUCAGGUUUAGGAGUUCUCUGGUGGAAUUUUUGGGGUCACUUAAGUAUAUGAUCAUAUCAUCUGCAAAUAGUGACCUUUUGACUUCUUCCUUUCCAAUUUGUAUCCCUUUGACCUCCCUUUUGUUGUCUAAUUGCUCUAGCUAGAACUUCAAGUACUAUAUUGAAUAGAUAGAGAGAGAGAGUGGGAAGCCUUGUCUGGUCCCUGAUUUUAGUGGGAUUGCUUCAAGUUUUUCUCCAUUUAGUUUGAUGUUGGCUACUGGUUUGCUGUAUAUUGCUUUCACUGUGUUUAGGUAUGGGCAUUGAAUUCCUGAUCUCUCCAAGAUUUGUAACAUGAAGGGAUGCUGAAUUUUGUCAAAUGCUUUUUCAGCAUCUAAGAAAUGACCAUGUGGUUUUGUUCUUUGAGUUUAUUUAUGUAGUGGAUUACACUGAUGGAUUUCUGUAUAAUAUACAUUGUUUAUGUAGCUUAUUUUUGCUAUCAGCAAUUUGCAAUUAGAAAUAAUUUUGUACUUCAAUUAUUGAUUAGAAUCCUAUUUUUAAAAUUCUAAACUCUCACUGAAUAUUCACCUUUUUUUCUAGCAGUUUUCUUCCCAUUUUUCCAGUUUCAUCAUCAUUUCUGCUAAAACUCAAUAAGAAAAAUUAAUUAUGUCUGACAGCGACUUAAAAUGGCCAAGUUUCUCCUCUGAUUCUUUGGGAGCUGUGAAAAUGAGUUUGACUUUACAUUUUCAAUUUGUUUUAUAAAUACACAGUAAAUAAAUGUCAAUUCUCAACAACUAGCACCAUUAUAAGUCACAGAACUUUCUCUAACCUUCUCCCUCUACUUCUAAAAGGGAGAGUUGCUGACUAAAAAAUUGCUCAGAUUCUGAAAAAUUGCCUUUUAAUUUAUAUACUAUAUUCUUGAUCAUGCUUCUAAUAAAUGCUUAUUAGGACUGUAGUAAAAGAUUUAGUUAGUCAUAAUAUUUGAUGGAAAGAAAAAGGUAAUAUAAUUGUAAUGAGCCUUAUAAAUAUAGUUGACAGAAGCAAAGAGAUUAUUAAUGAAUGCAUAACACAAUAGAACUUAUAGUUAUAUGCCUGUAAAAGUUAAAGGCAAACACAUUUUAUAAGUUUUCAUAUUAUGUGCUAAAUAUACAGGAAUAACAUUACUUUGUCUUUUAUAACAUGAAGAGAUUGAGAAUAUUUCUAGUUAAUGUUAUGUAGGGAAUAGUGGGAUGCCUUAGGUUUUGUUCAUGAGUCAGACUUUUUACAAAACUUUACUCUGAUCUUAUAAUUAAUUUAUGAGUUGGGAGAACUUAUUUUUAUGAUUUAGUACUGAAGAGUCUCUAAAGAUAGUAAACCCUGAGAUAAUUUUCAUCAUAUAAUCACAACGGAGAUCUUUCAUAUAAUGUUUAUAUUCCGAUUUUUUUUACCUUCUAUUAUUUUUUUCUCUUUAAGGAAUAACUAAUCUUUAUUUCAAUGCUUUAAAAAUUGCUUAAUGACUUAACUGUUAUCAUAUUAUAUGUCAACAACAAAAGUUUAGGAGAUGUAUCAUGUGUAAUUAAUAAAAUUUUAGGAGAUUGUUUUUAAUCUGUGUUUUUUUUAAAGUUUAAUUUACAUACAUUUGAGCAGUAAAUGAGAAAGCUGAUGUCUUUGCAUUUGAGUUGUAGACACCAUAGAGAAUCAUGACCCAACCAAAUAGCCUAAGAAAGCUACACUAUGGGUAAUCUGAGACCAAUGCAAUUUUUACCUAACAUUGAGCACUGAAUAUUUUUAGUUUGGUAUCUGAGUACAAUUAAAUUUGGACUUCUUGUAAGUCUAUGUCUUUGACUAGGAAAUGAAAAAAUGAAUUCUCUUCCUUUAGUUGUGAAUCCUCAAAUACUUUCUACCAUAAAUCAUGUCUAACAUUUCUAUUUUAAUGAAAUUCCACUUACAUAAUCUGCUUCUAGUUGUCUUGGAAUCAAAAAUACAAUAAACUUUAUGACCUAUAAGGAUCUUGAGAAGUUGGAACGAAAUUUUCCACUGCUCAUAGAUACGUGUCUCUGACCAUGGUUAACUAUGAAAUAAGUUGCUUUCUAUAACAAUUUAGCAAAAAAAAAAAAUGUUCUUUAACGAGAACUGAAACCUGUUUUUUACAUUGAGGAACCUGAUUGUUUUUUUUUAAAAGACAGGAAGAAAAAGAGUGUCCCCUAUAUUCCUACCCACUGUGGGCUUGCAAUCUUGGACCCAGUCAUAGCAACAAAAUUUCUCAGCAUAGUCAUGAUGCAUAAAUAGGUGUCAAUAUGACCAGUUACUAAUUCUACUCAUUAAAAAGCUGCCUUCUGUAACAGUGAAUGAUUGAGGCAGCUUGAAGGAUGGUGUCUUAGUUAGGAUUACUACUGCUGUGAUGAAACACCAUGACAAGCUGCAACUUGGGGGAGGAAUGGGCUUAUUUCACUCACAGUUCCAUAUAACAGAUCACUAUGAAAAGCAGGGAGGGCACAAACUGCUUUUGAAGUUUUGAAGCAGGAGCUGGUGAAGAGGCCAUGGAGGCUUGCUGCUUACUGGCUUACUCCCCAUGGUUUGCUCAGCCUGCUUUUAAAAUAACCUAGGACCACCAGCCCAAGAUGGCCCCACCUACAAUAAGCUGGAACUUUCCCAUGAAGAGGCCAGAGGAGCAGGAUAGACUCCAUCUUGCUCUCCAAACUCCAUCUUCACUUACUUGUCCUUCGAAUGGCAUGGCCUCCACCCUUGGGCUCUGGGAAAGAGAUCACAAAGUUUUAUCAGCAGUUGAAAACAGACAUAACAGCUAUGGUUGGCUCACAAUAACAGGAUAAACUGGUCACAAUAACAGAAUGAGUUAAGAAAACCUUAAUCAUUCCCAGGUCAAGAUGUGUAGAUGCAUAGUCUCUUCUUGUGGUUUGAAUAAAUGAUAUGCACCAAUCAUAUUCCUUUACUCAUUUACCCAAUCAUGUAAUGCCAAAGCUUGAAAGCCCCUGCUUGAAAUGUUUUGCUUUUAUAAACCCUAAGCUCCUAGACCCAAGUGUCUCUUUCCUAACCUGUUGCAUCAGGAAGGUUUGUGACCUUCAAAACUUGAAUAAAGAAUUCUGUGUGCUUGCA
Apodemus sylvaticus (European woodmouse) is the source of this 7947-nucleotide messenger RNA. RefSeq names its product thymocyte selection associated (gene Themis). The transcript has 6 exons. NCBI's taxonomy places the organism in Eukaryota, Metazoa, Chordata, Mammalia, Rodentia, Muridae. Gene Ontology annotation, biological process: T cell receptor signaling pathway. The record is from RefSeq and is a predicted model, not a curated record. The coding region runs from base 288 to 2183 and encodes 631 amino acids.